Messenger RNA from Coffea eugenioides, 3711 nucleotides. Its product is annotated as phosphoinositide phosphatase SAC3-like. Gene Ontology annotation, cellular component: intracellular membrane-bounded organelle. The record is from RefSeq and is a predicted model, not a curated record. Gene Ontology annotation, biological process: phosphatidylinositol dephosphorylation. Gene Ontology annotation, molecular function: phosphatidylinositol-3,5-bisphosphate 5-phosphatase activity. Bases 510 to 3140 code for a protein of 876 amino acids. The transcript is spliced from 16 exons. NCBI's taxonomy places the organism in Eukaryota, Viridiplantae, Streptophyta, Magnoliopsida, Gentianales, Rubiaceae.
AUAAUGAAAUAUACAUACACAUCCAGCUAUCUCUCUCUCUAUUUCUCUUUCUCUCUCUUACAUUUCCAGCUAUUCUAGAACCUCCUGAAAUUUUUGCUUCUUCGAUCUUCUCUCAAACUAUUCCUCAAUUUCACUAAUCAAAUUUGUUCCAAGUCAUUUUCUUUUCAUCAAUUUCAUUUUAAUAUACGCUUAUUUGAUCCAGAGAUCAGGAGCUGUUAAUUUCUUAUUAUAUCCAGUUGCUAGAUUUUUCUGAUUGUUUUCAGGGUUUUGAAAUGCUAUUGUUUUGAAGUCAAAAGGUGUUAGAUCAAAUUUAGAGGAGAGAAUGGCGUGUGUGAUAAAGGCGGUGUGGGUGAUGAGAGGAUUUAGGGGUAAAGGGGAAGAGAGGUGAGAUUUUGUUGACUUAAAACAUACUUUGGAGCUUUGAAUGCGGGAGUGAUUGAUUCCCGAGCCGGAGGCUCGGGAUUUAAUUUUACUGUGUUUUGGAUCUUUGUUAACGGAAUAUUUAUCCAAUGGCGGAAGAGCUGGAGAAUGAGCAGCCGCCGCCGCAGCAGCAGCAGCUUACUUCUUACUCCGAAAAUGAUCAUACUUAUGCUGAAAAUGAUCAGCACCAGACAGAAAAUGAUCAGGGGACAGCAGGAGAGUGCUAUCCUGGUCGCCCUAACCCUCUACCUGAGGGCUUUAUGCAGAAAUUCCGCCUUUAUGAAACUCGAUCGAAUUUUUAUAUGAUAGGUAGGGACAAGAGCCGAACAUGCUGGAGAGUAUUAAAAAUUAACAGGUUGGAGGCUUAUGAGCUAAAUAUACUUGAAGAUUCUACAACGUACACUGAAAGGGAAUGUUCUGACCUUUUGAGGAGGAUACAUGAGGGAAAUAUAUCUACAGGAGGGCUUAGAUUUGUCACCACUUGUUAUGGAAUUGUUGGUUUUAUUAAAUUCUUGGGGCCCUAUUACAUGUUGGUUAUAACCAAAAGGAGGCAAAUUGGUGCAAUAUCUGGUCACAAUGUAUACUCAAUCUCGAAGAGUGAGAUAAUCCCGCUUCCGAACUCUGCAGUUCGAUCCAGUAUGAUGAUUGACCAUCGAAAUGAAGACAGAUACAAGAGGCUUCUCUGCACGGUUGAUCUUACAAAGGAUUUCUUCUUCAGUUAUUCAUAUCAUGUUAUGAGGAGUGUACAAAAGAAUAUCUGUGAUGCCGAGACAGGGAAUGUCCUGUAUGAGACUAUGUUUGUGUGGAAUGAGUUUUUGACUCGCGGAAUAAGGAACAUCCUUCAGAAUACUCUCUGGACAGUUGCACUAGUCUAUGGGUUCUUCCAGCAGGCUACGCUGUCCAUAUCUGGGCGACAAUUUAGGCUGACACUUAUUGCAAGACGUUCUCGUCAUUAUGCUGGGACAAGAUAUCUGAAACGUGGUGUGAAUGAAAGGGGCAGGGUUGCAAAUGAUGUUGAGACUGAGCAGAUCGUAUUUGAGAAUGUUCCAGAGGGGAUCCCUAUUCAAAUUAGUUCUGUGGUUCAAAAUCGUGGAUCAAUCCCACUUUUCUGGUCACAGGAAACUUCAAGAUUGAACCUUAAGCCUGAUAUCAUAUUGUCAAAAAAGGACCAAAGGUAUGAGGCUACAAGACUUCAUUUUGAAAAUCUGGUCGGUAGAUAUGGGCAUCCCAUAAUCAUCUUGAAUUUGAUUAAGACGAGUGAGAAGAAGCCUCGAGAAUCGAUUCUUCGUGCUGAGUUUGCCAAUGCCAUUGAAUAUAUCAAUAAAGAUUUGUCAGAGGAGAAUCGUCUCAAGUUCCUUCACUGGGAUUUGCACAAGCAUUCUCGAAGCAAAGCUACAAAUGUUUUGCUCCUUCUGGGAAAAGUGGCUACAUAUGCAUUGACACUGACAGGCUUCUUCUACUGCCAAGUAACACCAGCCUUAGCAACUGAGGGAUGCUUGAAAUGGCCUUAUUUUGAGAGUUCUGUUGAUAGUGACACGCAGCAGCCAGUACAGUGUGAAAUUGAAAACGAGUCAAAUGACAACCACCAUGAAGAUGGUAGUGAGAACUUAGAUAGAUUUGACAGAAGAUUAUGUACCAGGAACAAUGUGGCUAAUGGUGGUGGUUUUGGUAAACCGCCAAUUCUUCAAAAGGGAGUGCUCAGGACAAACUGCAUAGAUUGUUUGGAUCGUACUAAUGUGGCACAAUAUGCAUACGGAUUGGCUGCUUUGGGACAUCAACUGCGAGCUCUGGGAAUAAUAAAUUCCACAAAAAUAGACCUUGAUGAUCCCUUGGCUGAUGAAUUGAUGGGCUUCUACGAAAGAAUGGGUGAUACACUUGCUCAUCAAUAUGGUGGCUCAGCUGCUCACAAUAAGAUUUUCUCUCAGCGAAGAGGUCAAUGGAAGGCAGCCACCCAGUCCCAAGAGUUUUUCAGGACUCUACAACGGUAUUACAGCAAUGCUUACAUGGAUGCAGAAAAACAAAAUGCCAUUAAUGUAUUCUUAGGGCAUUUUCAGCCUCAACCAGGCAAACCUGAAGUCUGGGAGCUGAAUUCUGACCAGCUUUACAGGGAAAGUAGGAAUGGACAAUCAAAUAUUGAUAAAAAUGGAAGGUCACUGUUUAAAAGAUCUUUAUCAGAUGGAAACAUUCUUCGAGAAACUCACACUCCUGUAUCCACCUCUAACAUGAGCAAAGAUAUUUCUAAUUCUUUGCCUGAUACACCUGAAGGAGGGAGCAAUAUUCUCUCUGAGUCAACACCCAAUAUACCAACUUGUGAAAACGAGUUAUCAUAUUCGAGGUAUACACCCUCAAUGCCUGUGAGGGAACUUUUCGAAGAUUUGCCAAGAGACAGAUGUCAGGAAAAUGAAAAUGGAGAUUCUUAUGACUGUUCAAAUUUUGUUGAUUUGGAUUGGCUAUCUUCCUCUGGAAAUUCAUGUGAAGAAGAGAUAUUGGAGAGGUCACUGCUUACAUCUCCAAUUGCUGGACUUUCAUCAGAUAAUGUUGUCAGUGAUUUGGCAGGGGAAGCAACCCCAGUAAUCAGUGAGUGCGGAUCUAGCAUGAAGGGUAGGGACCAGACUGGAACUGAGUUGUGCUAUGAUGAUAGCUAUGGUAGUGAGGUUCAUGAGGAAUUUUCAGAUUGUUUUGUACAUUGGGUGACGUAUGGAGAAACUCUGUGUCACUGAGGUUCUUGUUGAGUUUUCAUGCAUCGAUGUAUGCAUUUUGCAGAUAUACUUAAAGAGGCACUGGUCACUGGGUUUAUGAUAAGAGGAAAGGGAAGAAUGGAGGGGGUGGGGUGAAGAGCUGUUUGUGGGGGCAGAGUUGAGGUGUCAGUGGCAGGUCUAAAAUGAGUUGAAGAAACGAGUAAAAGAGCUGUUGUGCCUGCAUUCUUUUGUUUGACGAGCUUCUGGAAAUUAUUCCUCUCUGCCCAUGCGUCUGAUUUGCAGAAUGAAUUCGAUCGUCUAAACUUCGGUCGGAGCCUGAUACAUUAGCGUACACCCGAGUAAAUAGCCAUCAACAAUUUUAAAGAUUCUUUUGGAGCUCUUUCUCAUCAACUUCGUUGUAGUUAUUUUCGUCAACAACUAAUCCUCCGAUUCUUAGUUGCAGUGGUGUAAAUAUGAUCCAACUCAUUGGAGCUCCCGUCUCUUGCAGUUUUAGGCCAUUGAUUUGUUUUGUCCAUUUAUUUUUGGAUCUAUCAAAAUUUAUCGUGCGAAUAAGCUCUUAAAUAAACUUUUGGUAGGACAGUUUAUGUUUUGA